Molecule: messenger RNA, 1573 nt
Organism: Phyllotreta striolata
Lineage: Eukaryota; Metazoa; Arthropoda; Insecta; Coleoptera; Chrysomelidae
Source: the annotation of a GenBank genome assembly
UAACAUAUGUUUGAGUUUGAGUCAAUGCGGUCCCAAACUUUCAAGUCAAGAUCAGUCAAGAUCGAGACCGGCCAUUUUACGAUACCCCGUUGUUGGAUUAUUCACCUUUCAAAAUUAAAAUUGUAAUUAAUGUCAGAACCACAGUCAGCCCUUCUAUUGAGAAAACAGCUAGCAGAACUGAAUAAGAACCCCGUGGAGGGUUUUUCUGCAGGCCUUAUAGAUGAUAAUGAUAUCUACAGAUGGGAAGUGCUCAUUAUAGGUCCUCCCGAUACCCUCUAUGAAGGGGGUUUUUUCAAAUGUCACCUUUAUUUUCCCAAGGAAUAUCCACUUAGACCGCCGAAAAUGAAAUUUGUCACGGAAAUUUGGCAUCCGAAUAUUGACAAAAACGGCGACGUAUGUAUUUCGAUACUCCAUGAGCCGGGCGACGAUAAAUUCGGUUACGAGAAAGCUUCGGAGAGGUGGUUACCAGUACACACAGUAGAAACUAUUUUAAUAUCGGUUAUUUCAAUGUUAGCUGAUCCGAACGAUGAAUCACCUGCCAAUGUCGAUGCUGCGAAAGAGUGGCGAGAGUCGUAUUCAGAAUUUAAAAGAAAAGUAGCAAGAUGUGUCCGAAAGUCACAAGAACAAGAGGAAUGUUAGUAUAAUGACUGUAUUAUAAUUGAAUUAUAAACAAUUUAAUUAUACAUCGAUUCGAUUCUCGGACUGUUAAAAUUUAUCGCCGGUCUUUUGUAUGUCAUUUUAUACACGGUUUUAAAUAAUAGUUACGAAAAUAUUGUACCGAUAGGUUUUAAUUACACCCGAAUCGAAUCAUAUUUCGAGUUUUUCGAAGGUUUUUUUUUUUUGAUUAUUUGACAUAUUUUUCCGUUUUUUUUUAAUUGGUAAUUUUUUGGAAUUUUCAACGCUGCUCUGCUCUGUCCGGAUCUCACUCAAGAGCGGAAAAUUUCAAUUUAAUAAAUAGUCUGUUUUAUACGAUUUUUGCAUUUUUUUAUUCGAAUAUUGGAUCGAUUUUUUUACGUAAUUCAUACUGGUUCCUAUUACAACUGGAAGUAUUUUUGUAUGUUUAUUUAAUAUUAAUUUUCGUAGAGAUGAGGAUGGAUAAUUAUUAAUUUAGUAGGUGAAUGUGCCUGUUUUGAUAUCACCUCCAAAUUGUGAUACUAAAUUAAAAAUUAACAAAAAUGGAGUUGACAUCAAAAUCCCUUUUUGUAUCCCCCGUAAAAAAAGGAGUCUUAUGUAGUUGUAAAAAUCAAAAUAACUUUGGAAAUUUAAUAAAAUAUAUUUUAAACGUGCGAAACUUCUGACAAUUGCAUUUUCUAUCAAAUUUGUGUAAUAAAUACUUCCAAUUUUGUCCAUUUACACUUUUUUUUAAGAUUAAGUUGUAUUAUAUAGAAUACGUUAAGAGCUCGAACUGUGGAUAAGUAAUAUUUUUUUUCAGAAUCUACCAGGCUUCACGAGAAGUUUUUUUAAUAAUCGUAAGACAGUGAAAUGUCAAAAAAUACUUGUAACUGCUCCUAGACAUGUAAAUUUUACUGUAAUGCUGUAGGUAUCGUAAUUUAAGUAAAUUUUAUUAAAAAAC